GCUUGAAGGCUACCACCUCAGUGUCCCUCCAGGAAGCUUUUGACAAGCUGACCCCUCGUCCUGCAGGGAUUAUAGACCAGCUGAGCGCUGUCCCCCACGUGCAGGAGCCCCUGAGGGUGACAGCCAGCGUGUACAUCCCGGCCCACGGGCGCCUGGUGUGCGGCCGCGAGGACGGCAGCAUCAUCAUCGUGCCUGCCACGCAGACAGCCAUCGUGCAGCUGCUGCAGGGGGAGCACAUGCUCAGGAGAGGUUGGCCACCCCACCGGACGCUCCGCGGCCAUCGGAACAAGAUCACCUGUUUGCUGUACCCUCACCAGGUGUCCUCCCGCUAUGACCAGAGGUACCUGAUCUCAGGGGGUGUGGACUUCUCUGUCAUCAUCUGGGACAUCUUCUCAGGAGAGAUGAAACACAUCUUCUGUGUCCACGGGGGAGAAAUCACCCAGCUGCUAGUCCCGCCGGAAAACUGCAGCGCAAGGGUCCAGCACUGCGUGUGCUCCGUUGCCAGCGACCACUCCGUGGGCCUGCUGAGCCUGAGGGAGAAGAAGUGCAUCAUGCUGGCCUCCCGCCACCUCUUCCCCAUCCAGGUCAUCAAGUGGAGGCCCUCUGAUGACUACCUGGUGGUGGGGUGCUCAGAUGGCUCCGUGUACGUCUGGCAGAUGGACACUGGGGCCCUGGACAGGUGUGUGAUGGGCAUAACAGCAGUGGAGAUCCUGAAUGCCUGUGACGAGGCCGUGCCAGCGGCCGUGGACUCGCUGAGCCACCCAGCAGUGAACCUGAAGCAGGCCAUGACGCGCCGGAGCUUGGCCGCGCUCAAGAACGUGGCCCACCAGAAGCUCCAGACUCUGGCCACCAACCUGCUCGCCUCUGAGGCCUCGGACAAGGGGAACUUACCAAAAUACUCCCAUAACUCCCUGAUGGUUCAAGCCAUCAAGACCAACCUAACAGACCCAGACAUCCACGUGCUGUUCUUCGACGUGGAGGCACUGAUUAUCCAGCUGCUGACCGAGGAGGCCUCCAGGCCCAACACUGCCCUGGUGUCUCCAGAGAACCUGCAGAAAGCCUCUGGGGACUCUGACAAGGGAGGCUCCUUCCUGGCUGGCAAGCGAGCGGCCGUGCUCUUCCAGCAGGUCAAGGAGACCAUCAAAGAGAACAUCAAGGAGCACCUGCUGGACGACGAGGACGAGGACGAGGAAGCGAUGAGGCAGAGGAGGGAAGAUGGAGACCCUGAGUAUCGCUCCAGCAAGUCUAAGCCACUGACUCUGCUGGAGUACAACCUGACCAUGGACACAGCCAAGCUGUUCAUGUCCUGCCUGCAUGCCUGGGGCCUGAACUCCGUGCUGGACGAGCUCUGCCUCGAGCGCCUCGGCAUGCUGAAGCCGCACUGCUCCGUCUCCUUCGGCCUCCUGUCCAGGGGAGGACACAUGUCCCUGAUGCUCCCUGGCUACAACCAGCCCGUGGGCAAAGCAGCCCCUGGCAGCGUGGAGCUGGGGAGGAAGAUGUCCGUCACAGAGGGGCUGGGGAAGGGCACCUACGGCGUGUCGCGUGCCGUCACCACUCAGCACCUCCUGUCCGUGAUCUCGCUGGCCAACACGCUGAUGAGCAUGACCAACGCCACCUUCAUCGGGGACCACAUGAAGAAAGGUCCCACCAGGCCACCCAGGCCAGGCACCCCUGAGAUGGCCAGAGUGAAGCCACCCCCUCCCAUUCCCAGUCAUGCAGCCCAGGGACAGAUUAAACAAGUUGCUCCUGCUGCUGCUCCUAGCACUGAAGCUGGGCACUCUGACACUGCUCCUCCUUUACAUUCCUGUUUCUUAGUCAAUGAAGGCUGGACCCAGCUGGCUGCCAUGCACUGCGUGAUGCUCCCAGACCUGCUGGGGCUGGAGAAGUUCCGCCCUCCCCUGCUGGAGAUGCUGGCACGGCGCUGGCAGGAUCGGUGCCUGGAGGUGAGAGAGGCUGCCCAGGCCCUGCUGCUGGCAGAGCUGAGGAGGAUCGAGCAGGCUGGUCGCAAGGAAACCAUCGACGCCUGGGCUCCCUACCUGCCCCAGUACAUGGACAGUGUCAUCUCACCUGGAGUGACCACAGAAGCCAUCCAGACUGCAACUGCCAGCCCAGAUACCUCGGGGACAGAAGCCAAAGUCCAGGAGGAAGAGCAUGACCUGGUUGAUGAUGACAUCACGGCAGGAUGUCUCUCUGGGCUGCCCCAGACGAAGAAGGUCUCCACGUCGUACGAGGAGAGGAGGAAACAAGCCACAGCCAUCGUCCUGCUGGGUGUGAUCGGGGCCGAGUUCGGGGCAGAGAUCGAGCCCCCCAAGCUGCUCUCGCGCCCGCGCAGCUCCAGCCAGGUCCCCGAGGGCUUCGGGCUCACCAGCGCCGGAGCCAACUACUCCCUGGCCAGGCACACCUGCAAGGCUCUGACGUUCCUGCUGCUGCAGCCCCCCAGCCCCAAGCUGCCUGCACACAGCACCAUCCGCAGGACAGCCAUCGACCUCAUCGGCCGCGGCUUCACCGUCUGGGAGCCCUACAUGGACGUGUCAGCCGUGCUCAUGGGCCUCCUCGAGCUCUGUGCUGAUGCUGAGAAGCAGCUGGCCAACAUCACAAUGGGGCUGCCCCUGAGCCCUGCGGCCGACUCUGCCCGCUCCGCUCGCCACGCGCUGUCCCUCAUCGCCACGGCCAGACCUCCUGCCUUCAUCACCACCAUCGCCAAGGAGGUGCACAGACACACUGCCCUGGCAGCCAACACACAGUCACAGCAGAACAUCCACACCACCACCCUGGCCAGGGCCAAGGGAGAGAUCCUCAGGGUCAUCGAGAUACUCAUUGAGAAGAUGCCAACUGAUGUCGUGGACCUGCUGGUGGAGGUGAUGGACAUCAUCAUGUACUGCCUGGAAGGAUCUCUAGUUAAGAAAAAGGGUCUCCAGGAGUGUUUCCCAGCCAUCUGCAGGUUCUACAUGGUGAGCUACUACGAGCGGAGCCACCGGAUCGCGGUGGGAGCGCGGCACGGGUCGGUGGCUCUCUACGACAUCCGCACCGGGAAGUGCCAGACUAUCCAUGGCCACAAGGGACCGAUCACUGCCGUGGCCUUUGCCCCCGACGGACGGUACCUCGCCACCUACUCCAACUCUGACAGCCACCUCUGCUUCUGGCAGAUGAACACGUCCCUGCUGGGCAGCAUUGGGAUGCUGAACUCUGCCCCUCAGCUGCGCU
Molecule: messenger RNA, 3204 nt
Organism: Acanthisitta chloris (rifleman)
Lineage: Eukaryota; Metazoa; Chordata; Aves; Passeriformes; Acanthisittidae
Gene: WDR7
Product: WD repeat domain 7
Exons: 18
Cellular component (GO): cytoplasm
Molecular function (GO): protein binding
Source: RefSeq, a predicted model, not a curated record